Molecule: messenger RNA, 2264 nt
Organism: Biomphalaria glabrata
Lineage: Eukaryota; Metazoa; Mollusca; Gastropoda; Planorbidae
Exons: 10
Coding region: 145-1764 (539 amino acids)
Source: RefSeq, a predicted model, not a curated record
AAAGACAGUUAACACAUAAUUCUCAACGUAUAUAUAAAUAGAUAAUACUAUAAUAGUGUUACAUAUCUUCGUAAGUAGUUAUUGGUCAUGAUUAAGUGUUGAAGUCUUCACUGACAGGCGAACUGUGUUACAUAUUCUUCUAAAAUGAAGUCUUACACGGAAGUUGCAGACAUAGUUUCAAAAGUCCAGGAUUUAGACAAAGUAAAGGUAUUCCUUCAGAAAAUAUUUGAAAAUAUUGACUUGAUCAAGAAAAAAUGUGAAUUGUGGAUUGAAGACAAAGAUAAUGUCAGUUAUAUGGAAAUUAAAGAAUUUAUAUGUUGUAGGACCUCAGAAAUAUUAAAAACAUAUUUAAUAUCAGCUGGAAGUGAAAUUGAAAAGAUUGCUCAACGAGCUCAUUCUUUAGAAAAAGUUGACGACACACCGAAAAAGGUUGACUUUGAUGUUUUGACUAAUGGUUUGGAUUACCAAAGUUUGUUAGACAAAUUCGACUCGUUAAGUUCUAAUUUUAAAUUACAAAAAAGACGAUUGAAAAAAAUGCAACAAAAACUCAAACAUCAAGAAAAAAUUCAUACAAGCUUGAUGGAAAAAACAGAAAAAACACUUGAAUCUGUGCAAGACUUAGAUGGAAAGCAUUUGAAUUUUAAAGAAGAACUAAUGAUAGAACUCCAUGCUGCCAGUAGUUGUAUAUCAAAACUAGAAACUAAGAUUCAAUCUUGGUCUACAGAAUUUAAAAAUAAUAAAGAGGCACAAGAUAUAAAGGUGAAGGAUUUGAGAGUGAAAACAGAAAUCAUUGAGAUUAAAACUAAUAAAAUAGAAAACCUCCAAAAGAAUCAGCAAAGUUCUGUUGAUGCUGUGGGUGAAAACCUGGUGAGAUUAUUGAUUCAAGUUAAAGAACAUCACAUCAAACAUUUAAAAAAACUAAAAUGGAUAGAAAAAGAAAUCGAAAUGCUGAAAUGGAAUGAAGUGCCAGAGUACUUCUGUGAAGAAACUGGAAGAUCAGAUGUACCAUGUUUUGAAGAUUGUAUUCAUUUCAUAGGUCAUCAUGAACAACAAAUAUCAGAAGGCGGAGAAGCUGAUCUUCUAACACAUUUGGCAGGUUGUAACAAGAAUCCAGGCCAUAAAAAAUUUAUACCAAUUGAUAAAUUUAAUCUAAAGAAUCUACCUCAAGCUCACCAAAACACUGAUAUGUAUGAAUUUAUUAAAGUUGUAGCUGACUUAACUGUGAGAAUAACGGUAUCUAUGACUAGUCCACUCCGGCCAGAGGUUUGGCCUGACACAAAGGUUCCAUAUUUUUUGUACAACAUUAAAGAAAGUCAGAGUUUGAGAACUGGCAGUGGGAUGGUGAAUGAAGUGAUUAAAGGAUCCAAAGGAACAUGCCAAUGUGAAACAUGUCAACGUUCAGAAACUCCAAAACAAGAGUGGUGGACUAUUACAGUACGAACAGCUGCCAAUCUUAUUUUCGAUAGCGUUGAGGGAAGUUAUACGACCUUGAGGUGGUUUUAUGAUACAGAAGAUAAAACAGAGAAUCUCGACAAACGUGCUGUUAACUUUGAUGUCAACAAAGUUAUUUUUCAAGACUUGUGUUGGUUUGAUUAUAUAACUUGUGAUACAGAUCUUGUUAAAAAGGUUGAGAAAUCGCUACAGCAAUAUUAUUAUCUUUAUAAUAAAGUCAAUGAAAAGAACAAAGAAACUAAAGACGUCGACAAAUUCAUGUUUAUUGAUUCUCAUCCUCAUGGAUGUUCUAAAAAGAUUAGCUUUGGUUAAUGGGAGGAAAAAUUUCAAGUUAAAAAUUAUUUUGAUAAAUUUAUCUACUCAACUUGUACUUGUCCAGGAAGUAGUGGAGCCAGUGUCCACUGUGUGGGAUAUGAAUGGGGCAUUCAUGGUGGAACUUUAAAAUCUGGUCUUGGUUACAGCAGUGCUUAGUUUAUAAUUUGGUUAUUAUUAGUGAAGAGAGAACUCUACAACCUAAAGUAUUAAAUUUUUAACAAUAGUUGCUUUCUUAUGGAUAUUAGUACUACUAUGUUACUAAAUAGUUAAAUAGUUAUAAUUUUUAUAAACAAACAGGUGCUAUUUUUCAUAAGCGUUAUGAAAAGGAGAAUGAUACAAUUUACUAAAAGGUGUGAUAUUGGUAUGUUUUUACUCAAUUGUCUAUAUAUUAACCCUGCAACAGUGAAACCUAUUUUUAUCAGCACUUUAAACUGCGAUGUAUAAAUAUUAUUUAAUUUUCAUUUAUUAAAUCAUUAAAAUAUUACUGAAAUUACGAA